UGGGCGGGGUUUGAAGCCGUGCGCAUGCGCGUCGCCUGCGCGUCCUCGCGCUGCGGUCCCUUUAACGCCUCUUGUCGAAAGUGAGGCUGGUCGUUCCGGAGCGGCGGUUGGGAGACACAGAGAGAGAGAGACAGACAGACAGGAGCCGCCGGCGCCCAGAGAGCGAGAGAGCUGCUCGACUCCCUCUGAGAGUCUCUGCACGGGCUUUGGCUCAGCGCCUCCGCCACACACAUACACACGGUAGUAUCAACUGAAGUCUACCUCCUGGAUACUGUGCAAUUGAAUUGGAGGAACAAAAGGCUGAAACAUUCUGAAAUCACUAUUCGUUGAAAGUGCUGCAAAAUGCGGGAGUACAAGUUGGUGGUCCUUGGCUCGGGUGGUGUAGGAAAGUCUGCUUUGACUGUACAGUUUGUUCAAGGAAUAUUUGUGGAAAAAUAUGAUCCAACAAUAGAGGACUCCUACAGAAAGCAAGUUGAAGUUGAUGGGCAACAGUGCAUGCUUGAAAUCUUGGAUACAGCAGGAACGGAGCAAUUUACAGCCAUGAGAGAUCUGUACAUGAAGAACGGACAAGGGUUUGCAUUAGUAUAUUCUAUAACAGCACAGUCAACGUUCAAUGACUUGCAGGACCUGAGGGAGCAAAUACUUCGAGUCAAAGACACUGAUGAUGUGCCAAUGAUUUUGGUUGGUAAUAAGUGUGACUUGGAAGAUGAGCGUGUGGUGGGAAAGGAGCAAGGACAGAAUCUAGCAAGACAAUGGCAUAACUGUGCAUUUUUAGAGUCCUCUGCAAAGUCGAAGAUUAACGUUAAUGAGAUUUUCUAUGACUUGGUUCGACAAAUCAACAGAAAAACUCCGGUUCUUGGAAAGAGUGGUAAAAAGUCAACAUGCCUGCUUCUUUAAUACCGAUCUACUCUAGCUAUGAGCCAGGUAUGAUGAACUGUUGCCCAUUUUGACAGUGCCAGCAUUCCACUUUACUAAACCUAUUGACAUCUGAAAAAUGGACUUUCCUGUGGUGGUACCCUGCAACAAAUGGAUGAAAGCUCCUAAGUCAUUUUGCACAUAUAGUAACUAAUAAUGGUUUCAGCAUUGCAAGGGCAGAAAGCUGCUUUUUUAUAAACAUUCUAAUAGGCAACUUAAGACUAGGAACUGCGUUCAGUAUUAAUGCUAAUGGAGGAAGUGCUCUCCUUUCACCAAUGUUGUAAUGUAUUAAAUUGAUUAACUAACUACUAGUAAAGAUUCCCUUUGUUGUAUUGGCAAAUUCAAGAGUUACGUAAUUCCUGGCAAGCACCACUAUUUUAGCAUAAUAAAGGUGAAAGUCCAAAGAUCUCCUCUUUAGAUUAGGCUAUUUCUCACAGCUCAUUCUGCUUUUUUUGUAUUUGUAGCUUCUUUAAAUUGGAAGAUGCAAGAUCAUCAUUGUUUCAGUGUAUAACUAAGCUCUGAGAAUUGCAAAGGCUAUUAAAAAGAUUUUUAUUUUAGCAGAACCUGUGGAAACGGUGAUUUCUAUGUACAGAAAGUGUAUGAUGUUCUUUCCUUCACAAUUUUGUCUACAAUGUUGCCUUCAGAUAGCUGUUAACAUUUUCAGAAAAAANGUUUUAAUUGUUCAUUGUAUGUUUCCUUUUUGUUUACAUGGGGAACAAUGUUGAUAAAGAAUUGUACAGUGGGCGUCUACAACAGGAAGUAUAUAUUUUAAGAUACUUAUACUUCACAGGUUUUCUUGGGAGGUCCCUCAAUGCUCCUGCAGCUGUAGAUUCUCACUGUGAUUCUGCUUGCUCAUGUAUACUUGUAAUUAUCAGUACCAAAUAUACAUUAAUUAGGCAUUACCUGUUAGUGGUUAUGUUUCACAUGUGUAAUGUUUUGAGAUGUUUUCCUGGUGGAAGAGUACUGUGGAUAUUGAUGGUGAAUGUGAGAAAUCAAUUUUGAAUCGCGUGUAAUCGUUCAUGUGGCCUGAGUUGCGAUGUUUUUAUUUAACAAUGCCUUGAUGCUUUGUAUGCAUUAACUUUUGGGUGGAAGAACACGUGUAUGGAAUGAGCCACAGUAUUUGAAAUGGCCAACUUAAUGCUACAACUGCUUUAAGGUGGCUAAAUGUAAACUAAAAAGCCUUAAUUUCCAUAGAGUGGUGCAAUUUUUUUGUAUAACCUCGCAUCAGUUCAAUAAAUUGGAUUGUUAUGCAAGGGCUUGCAUUUUGAUUGUCUGCCACUUGAAUGUUUUGUGUAAUGUUUUAACUGCAAGUAAAUAAAGUAUUUGUUUAACUUU
Callorhinchus milii (elephant shark) is the source of this 2250-nucleotide messenger RNA. RefSeq names its product ras-related protein Rap-1b. The record is from RefSeq and is a predicted model, not a curated record. Gene Ontology annotation, biological process: Rap protein signal transduction; cellular response to cAMP; negative regulation of synaptic vesicle exocytosis. Gene Ontology annotation, cellular component: plasma membrane. Gene Ontology annotation, molecular function: GTP binding; GDP binding; GTPase activity. NCBI's taxonomy places the organism in Eukaryota, Metazoa, Chordata, Chondrichthyes, Chimaeriformes, Callorhinchidae. The transcript is spliced from 9 exons. Bases 343 to 897 code for a protein of 184 amino acids.